Pelobates cultripes (western spadefoot toad) is the source of this 441-nucleotide messenger RNA. Lineage: Eukaryota; Metazoa; Chordata; Amphibia; Anura; Pelobatidae. The record is from the annotation of a GenBank genome assembly.
AUGAUGCAUGAUUUGAAUUCCUUACCAUCUCCUGUAAGGUUCACAUUCCUAACAAGCACUACCAGUAUCAACUUCCUGGAUUUACAAAUUUUUGUCACAGGCAACCACAUUGGAUACACGUUGUACUCAAAACCAACCGACAGGAAUACCAUAUUGCAUGCCACAAGCUUUCACCCAACAAAACUGAAAGAGUCUCUACCGGUAUCCCAAUUUGUUAGAAUUUUACGCAACAAUUCUGACCAUAACCUAGCACAAGUGCAAAUUGAAGGGAUGUUUAAAAAACGUGUGGCCUGUGGCUACUCUAAAGCAAGUCUAAAUUCAGCCUAUACCAGGGCUGUUAAAUCAGUUGCGGAAAACAUGAUUCACCAAGAUAUCGGAGAUCGAUUUAUUUUCCCACAAGCAUUUCACCCCAAAAUGGGAACUGGGUACCAGCAUAUGUGA